UCUUGAUCGACCUUUGGCCGAAUUGGUGCAUUAUCUUAUUUGAGCUCGUCUUCCUAGCUAGGCCUUGUUUUGUUACACAUUAUGGAUUUGGAGACACAUCAUACUCUACGUGUUAGGUGAUCUCUGCAUCUGGUCGCUACAACUAUGUUUGUUGAGCUAAACAACUGUGUUUUCUUGGAUUUCCAUGUCCGAGCUCUCUUGAUCGACCUUUGGCCGAAUUGGUGCAUUAUCUUAUUUGAGCUCGUCUUCCUAGCUAGGCCUUGUUUUGUUACAUGUUUUGUUUAGGAAGGUUACUUCUGCAGCCUCCAAACCAAGAUCUUGGUUUGGUCCAAAUGGUCAGGGGAAGAGGUUAUACUCCAUGUGCGGAGUGUGGAAUAGAAAGAUCUCGAUCAGAUUGUUCUCUAUGUAAUGGAAAGGGAGUUACCUCCCAUCAGUGCCUUUGAUAUUGUGUUAUUUGGCUGGAGUCACUUGAUGAGCAACCAUGGGAAAAAAUCUCGCUCAAUGUAAUUUUUUCUCAUCCUGGUUCAACUAGCAAGUCAGCUAAUAAUUUGCCAGUGUCAUCCUACAAAUUUAUCUCUUUCUCAUCAUCUAUUGAUCGCAUGCUUAUACUUGAUUUAACAACCUACGCACAAUUAGUCCUUGAAAUGUCUGUGUUCUAUAAUGUGCAUGGUGCAUUAUUUAAAGAUAUAUGUGCUCCUUUUCAACUUCAAGCAGUUAGUAAUCAGUAUAAAUGUGCAUGGAACUUCUGUUCUCUAAAAGUGAAGGAAGAUGAUGAAGUGGACAACAUGGAUAUAUAGCUGCACAUGAAGAGAAAAUCCAAGCAUGUUUAUCAAUCAUCUUCUCUGAAAAGCCCUGCACCUUCCUGGACUAAUUGCUUCUGUAUUCUGUUAGUUAUUUACCAUGAUAUUGCAUUUAGUUCAAGUAAGUUUCUCAAUCAAUCUACUAUUUCGAAGUGCAUUCUAGUAAAAUAUAGCGCUCAAACAGUCUCUAGUAAAGGGAUGAAGAUAAUCCACGGUAAACCUAUGCUUCGUGCACACAGAGUGGCGACCAUCAAGAAAGCUAAAGGCACUGCUGCUGCAAGGAAGCGUGCUUCUGAAGCUAUGAAAACUUACUGCUGCAAGAGAAGCAUUUCAAUGAAAGGGGUGAAAUUUUACUGCAGAAAUUGUAGACGGGAGGGGCACAGGAGAAAUUAUUGCGCAGAAGUUCACUAUAAGUUAAACGAUUCAGAUCCCAAUUGUUGGAGAAAAGGGCAUAACCGAAGAGCCUGUCCAAGAUCAAAAUCAAAUGACCAGAAGAGCACAGUGCCAAGAAACCAUCAUUGAAAAAUUUGUGAGUACAUGUCCACUCCAAACCUAUGUAGAAUCAAAAAGUUGUGGCUGGUGCUGGAAACAGAGUUCCAAUUGUCUCUCGAAAGAGGACAUUCACUUGCCACCUUAGCUCUGAGAAAGGGCACAAUAUAAGGACUUGUCUUGUAGAAAAUGACAACUCGGGAACAUCAUUGUUCAUCGAGUGAUCGUGUCCUUUCUUUAAUUCUUCAUCAUGCUUGUGCAUGUUAUGAGCAAUUGUAUUUUUCUAACUUUCUUUGACGGACCCUUGUGACAUGUUUAGUAGGGAGGAAUGAAUAGCACUCCGAACAAUAUUAAGAAAGUUAAAAUUUUGUAUUUUUAUAGUGUACAUAUCUAAUAUUGUGUACUAAAUGUGCCCUUGAUGUAUGUGGCAA
Molecule: messenger RNA, 1720 nt
Organism: Olea europaea var. sylvestris
Lineage: Eukaryota; Viridiplantae; Streptophyta; Magnoliopsida; Lamiales; Oleaceae
Biological process (GO): positive regulation of cytoplasmic translation
Cellular component (GO): cytoplasm
Molecular function (GO): mRNA binding; single-stranded RNA binding; translation regulator activity
Source: RefSeq, a predicted model, not a curated record